Tilletiaria anomala UBC 951 is the source of this 429-nucleotide messenger RNA. RefSeq names its product Pkr1-domain-containing protein. Bases 1 to 429 code for a protein of 142 amino acids. Gene Ontology annotation, biological process: vacuolar proton-transporting V-type ATPase complex assembly. The transcript is spliced from 2 exons. The record is from RefSeq and is a predicted model, not a curated record. Gene Ontology annotation, cellular component: endoplasmic reticulum membrane. Lineage: Eukaryota; Fungi; Basidiomycota; Exobasidiomycetes; Georgefischeriales; Tilletiariaceae.
AUGAACGCAAACAUACCAGACCUUUCGUCCGAAGGGACCCUUCGGCACCGUGCAGCAGCUUCGGUGCCAUCUCCCCCAGCGGCGACUGAAGCACCACAACCACCGCCAUCAGCAGCAACAACGGAAGGAGGAUCGACGUUCAUGGAUGCCCUGUUCUCGUCGCUCUUCCAGCCGGGGCUCAACCCGCCGCUGCACAACCUGAUGAAUUUCACGUUCUACGCACUCUUUGUUAGCCUUGCCGCGCUCAUUUUCCUCACGUCCGGCAACGUGCACGUCAUCGCGCUGCUCACCAUCGCUGUCGGUCUGUGGGCGAGCGUGAACUGGUUCCUUGCCGAACUCAAGAAGCUGCCAGUGUCGACGUUCCAGGUACAGACAGCACCGCCCGAGUCGCAGUCAGAAGAACCUCAAGAACAAAAGACAAAGAGCUGA